Molecule: messenger RNA, 1040 nt
Organism: Aedes aegypti (yellow fever mosquito)
Lineage: Eukaryota; Metazoa; Arthropoda; Insecta; Diptera; Culicidae
Product: ubiquitin thioesterase otubain-like
Exons: 3
Coding region: 47-895 (282 amino acids)
Biological process (GO): protein K48-linked deubiquitination
Cellular component (GO): nucleus
Molecular function (GO): cysteine-type deubiquitinase activity; ubiquitin binding
Source: RefSeq, a predicted model, not a curated record
GACGCGAUUUUUUUGGUGAAGAGGACACACAUUCCGCAGCAGCAGCAUGAGCACUUCGGACAGCACCGACACGACGAGCAGCAGCAGUCGCGAAAGCAGCAAUCAGCAAAAGCCACCCCAGGAGGAAAAUCAGGACGAGCUCAUCAUCAAACAACAAAGGGAAAUUGAACAGGAGAUUGCAUAUUCCAAUCCAUUGGUUAGCGAAUCCCAAGCUAUCAACAGCUUGAAUUCCGAAUACCUGGACGAUGCGGUCUACAUUGCAAAGGUAAAGGAUUUGGCCUCAAAGUACCGAGCAAUCAGGCGUACCCGUCCGGACGGAAACUGCUUUUUCCGGGCAUUUGCCUAUGCCUAUCUGGAGUACUUGGUGCGCAACAAAGACGAAUUUAGUCGGUUCUACGAGUAUGCGGCUAAAUCCCGAGAAAGACUGACGGAAGCUGGAUUUCCCAGAUUUACCAUCGAAGACUUCUACGAAACGUUCAUGGAGGUGAUUAACAAAGUGAAACCCGAGGGAGACGAUACGACCAGUGCUUUGGUUGAAUUGCAUAAACUCUUCAACGAGCAGGGAUAUUCAGAUUACGUGGUGGUUUAUCUACGCUUGAUAACUUCUAGCCACCUGCAGGAAAGGGCAGAUUUCUACCAGAACUUCAUCGACGGGAAUUACACGAUUCAGGAGUUUUGCCGCCAAGAAGUGGAGCCCAUGUACAAGGAGUCGGACCACAUUCACAUUAUUGCAAUCUGUUCGGCUCUGGAGGCGGGAGUUCGCGUGGAGUAUAUGGACCGAGGCGAUGGAAACCAGGUGAUUGCUCAUGAAUUUCCGGACGGUUGCAAGCCGAAUGUGUUCUUGCUGUACCGCCCUGGGCAUUAUGAUAUUCUGUACCCGAACGAGGCACAGUAGGAUGGAAUACAAAUGGUGAAUACAACGGAGUGACACUUUUCUGGCUCUUUCAAACGCUCUAUUCAUAUUUGAAGAUCUUAAUCGCUUAUGUAUCCUCUCAUUCAAUUAGAGUUUAAAUAAAUUAAUGAGAAAAUGUAGGCGAAAA